Pseudocercospora fijiensis CIRAD86 is the source of this 1713-nucleotide messenger RNA. RefSeq lists its product as uncharacterized. Bases 1 to 1713 code for a protein of 570 amino acids. The record is from RefSeq and is a predicted model, not a curated record. Lineage: Eukaryota; Fungi; Ascomycota; Dothideomycetes; Mycosphaerellales; Mycosphaerellaceae. The transcript is spliced from 11 exons.
AUGAUUGAUGGUUGCGCCACAGCUCCAGCUCCAGCUCCAGCUCUCCUGCGCGUGUUCUCAACGAUUCUUGAGUUUCUUACUACACCGCCCCGCAAGUGGUCACAGGGCUUAACUAGGGAGAAGUCGGAGAUCGACGAGUGGAGAAGCGAAAUAAAAAAAUGGAACAUGGCAUGUGAAUUUUUUUUUACAGCUUCGGCGCAUUCGAAGAUUUUCGGAUUUCUAGGUCUGGACUCUGGACUCCAGCGGUCCGGAAAGAAAAACCACUGCCAAGUUUUGGUUCUGCGCCUUCUUUGUGUCGCUGGUGUCGGCCUCUUCACGGUCGGUGGGCGCUACUCAUCACGCUGGUCUUGUUAUGGCGCCCAGCCAUCCAUCGGAAGCCGAGGCCAUUGUUGUUUUAUUAUUUACGCCGAACGAGAGAGCGCUCCGUGGCGCUAUGAAUUUGGAAAACUGCUUGGCCACGUGAUCGUUAACGUGACCGGACCUCCGGUUGCACCACCAACACCAACAACCUCGCGAGGAGGCGGGCGCCAUCCCGUGAAGAGUAGGAAUCCCGUGGAGAAUGGAAACCACUUGGAGGAUCUCCCAUCUCUUGCAGUACCGGCGCUCGUGGGUCACCACGCGCCUGCUCAUGUGAUGAUCGACGACAGCGCAUACACCACCUGGACUCCCAUGCAUACCACUGACCAGUGUGCUAUAGCAAAAAUUGCACCAAAGGCUGUUCGGAGCAACGAGGUGAAGUCAAGAAGAUUGCUAUGCACAUCUAAUCAUUUCGAUCUUGACUACUUUGCGCGAUGCACAGCGUUUUCAGUGUUUCAGCUUCAGACUGGUUGGAUCAAGGUUAUCAAUCUUGCUUUCGGAGCGACACGCCUUCUCCAUACUCUGACAGCCAGCUAUAUUAAUAUCGAGAUCGCCCAAGAACUCUCACCUCCUCGAGACUGCAUCGAUCCAGUAGAAAGAAGUGACUUUCGCGCUGGUGCAUCAGAAGUCUGCGAUGUGCCUGAUAAUGAGAGUGAACGAUGGUUGCAUCUAUUCGUUGACACGGUUCAUCGACCCAACUUCCCUGUCAUGGUUGUUCGGGCGGACGCAUGUAACAAAACCUUCGCAGUAACAACCUUCUUCCUCCGGCUCAUCUCCCGCGAAGCCCCAUCGCGGAUCUUGAAUUCGCAUGGACAUGCUUUCAUGCUCUUCGGCAUACCGAGCGUUAAUUACAUACCGAGCGUUAAUUACAUACCGAGCUGCAUACUUUCUUCGCCAUCAAGUCAGCUGGGAUGGACUGUUCGGUUUCCAUCGGCCGGACAGCGAAGCACCUACACCGUUCGUGAUGACUCAAGCCCUGGCUCAUUACAUUACGAGUUUACAAUUGGCACCACGAUCAAUACCUGCUCCAAGCUGACUCGAAGGCAAGUCGACGUGUGUUUCCCUUGCAUUCGUAUACGCAUCCCGGAAUAUCAAAGCCUGCCAUUGCCACGUUUCGGUCCGGCCGCGCCGUUCAGGCACCGCCUCCAUGCCAUGAUCCCAGAAGAUGGCAGCAUUGGGCAUGUCAUCAGUCUCACUUGUUGUGUCCUCGUGAUAACACGCCUCGCCCCGCAUUUUGCGCUCGUUGCUUCCGGCACUUCUCUUCUUGACGUUGCUUCCGAAAGUCCACAUGAUGAUGACCGGUAUCUGUGGCCGGAAUCAUACACUGCGAUUAAGCGAGAUGGCGGACGGGGGUAA